Molecule: messenger RNA, 3672 nt
Organism: Scomber japonicus (chub mackerel)
Lineage: Eukaryota; Metazoa; Chordata; Actinopteri; Scombriformes; Scombridae
Gene: accs
Product: 1-aminocyclopropane-1-carboxylate synthase homolog (Arabidopsis)(non-functional)
Exons: 16
Coding region: 199-3123 (974 amino acids)
Biological process (GO): amino acid metabolic process; biosynthetic process
Molecular function (GO): transaminase activity; pyridoxal phosphate binding
Source: RefSeq, a predicted model, not a curated record
UUUGCUGGAAGGAAAGACAAUUAUAUUUUAGCACCGGACUGGACAAAGCUUUGCCAUUCCAAACCGGUCCAAAGCGGGUUAACCAAGCUGUGAAAUGUGUCGACCUAUGUGGAUGUCACAUCUGAGUGACAGAGCCACAACAAUCUGUUUCCGAAGAGCUGCUCUUUAGAUUUACGAAUACAUCCUGUUACUUAAAGGAUGGACUUUCGCGGUAGGAGGCAUGAACGAGGCAGCAACUGGACCGACCCGGAGAUAGUGGAGCUACUCCAGCUGUGGUCCGAUGAGUCGGUCCAGAUUGAACUAGAGAGCUCAUUGCGCAAUCAGCGUGUAUUUGACCGCAUAGCUCAGAUCCUGCGCGAAAAGGGCAUCUACCGCACAGGUGACCAGUGCAGGGAGAAGAUCAAGAAGAUGAAGCUGGAGUACCGCCGCAUAAAGGACAAUCAUAAAAUGAGGUCUUGGAAGUUUUAUGAUGUGAUGGACAGGGUGUUGGCGAACAGACCGGCUAUCACUUACUCUUCCCUGGGCGGGGCUGUCAUAGCUCAACAGGUUUUUCAGAGUCCUGGUGGGACAGAUGCCUAUCUGCAAGGGGUUUCUGCAGGUGCCUUUGGUCCAGCUUCUACAGGUGGGUUUUUGUUUGGUCACCCUCCUAAGACUGGAGAUCCGCUAGAUAUAAAAUGUGAAGAUGUUGAGGAGAGCAUGCUGAACUCAGGUGUUGCACCUCCAGAGAUGUACUAUGGAUCUGGGGAUGAUCAGGAAACUGAUGGGCAGUCUCUACUGGGACCAGAGGACGCACUGGGUCAAGGAGAGAGUUCAAAUGCAAGGAUCUCUCCUUCAGGUUUUACUGACCUGAAUAUUUCUGGCUCUGCCACCCAGUCUGGUGGUGGUCCUGUGCCACAUGAUGCAUCUGAGCUACCCAGUAAGGACGGUUCUCAUCCUCCAUCUGCUGUAAGACAGAGGAAGCGCAGACGGGCGGGCAAAACAUCAUGGGGUCAUGUAGGUGCUAGAUGUGGCAGUCAGGGGCGCCUGGAUAAAGCUCUGACCAGCUUCCUCACCUGGCAGCAGUCAGCUGAAGAGCGCCUCCUCUCCCUUGAGGAGGCACGACUGGAGAGGGAGCUGCAGGCCGAGGAGCGAAGGGAGCAGCGGGAGGAGAGGAGGGCAGAACAGGAGCGCCAGCAUGAGUUGCGCCUGUUCAGUAUGCUCACGGGGGCAUUGGUCAGACGGGAUACUCAGACCGCUGCAACAACACUAGUGGACCCCACUGUGUCACCCCUAGUUAAUCUGUCAGCUUCACUGAUGGCCGCAGCUGCCUCCUCUGUCUCAUCAUCUUUAUCUCAGCCACCUUCAGAGGCACCCACUACACAGGCUGUUUCCACUGAGGAAACGACAACAUCAACACUGCCCUCAUCUGUCAAGGCCUGUGAAAUGUCUGAGAUCAUUUUGGCAACUCUGAGAGGUGCAGAAGCUCCUGGCCGGAGUGUGUACCUGUCCGACCGCGGUAAUGCUAUCCGACAGCAUCAAGGCAUUCUCCAGGAGGGCUAUGCCCAAUAUGGAGCAGACAGAUACCAUGACACAAACAACCCUAAUGGUGUAAUAAACAUGGGCACCAGUGAGAACAAAUUAUGCUAUGAUCUUCUUCAUAAACGGCUGACCCAGCCUGACAUGCUCCAUAUUGACCCGUCUUUGUUGCAGUAUUCAGACUGGAGGGGACACACGUUCCUGAGAGAGGAGGUUGCAAAGUUCCUGACUCACUACUGUUGUUCUCCAAACCCUCUCAAAGCUGACAAUGUUGUGGUGAUGAACGGCUGUGGUUCCCUCUUCUCAUGUAUUGCUGCAGUAAUUUGCGACCCUAAAGAUGCCAUUCUCAUUCCUACUCCUUUCUACGGUGUUAUCACUGAAGACCUGCAUUUGUAUAGUGAUGUCAAAUUGUUUCAUGUGCCUCUUGACUGUGAGGCCAGUGGCAAAGACAGUCGACCCUUCCAUCUCACUGUGGCCAAACUAGAGGAAGGUCUGAAAAGAGCUAAAGAGGAGGGGUCAAUCAUUCGAGCUGUUAUCCUGAUGAACCCCCACAACCCCCUUGCUGAGAUCUACACCCCGAAGGAGAUGAUUGCCUUCUUGGAGUUUGCCAAAAGAAAUGAGCUCCAUGCCAUCAUAGAUGAAGUCUACAUGCUGACAGUAUUUGAUGAAGCUGUCACAUUUCACAGUGUCCUCAGUAUAGACAGUUUGCCCGACCCUCAGAGGACACAUGUAAUGUGGGGGAUGAGCAAGGACUUUGCAAUGGCAGGAAUCAGAAUAGGCACUCUGUAUACUGAGAACAAAGACCUUGUGGAAGCUUUGGCCCAGCUGGGCUCAUUCCAUGGUAUCUCUGGAACCACACAGCACCAGGUAGCACAACUUCUUCAGGACAGAGAGUGGAUCAGCGAUGAAUUUUUGCCUGAGAACAGACGCCGACUGAAAGCUGCUCACAGCUACGUGACAGGGGAGCUGCAGAGUAUGGGAAUUGACUACCUGGACAGGCCUGCCGCACUGUAUGUCUGGGCUGACCUCAGGAAGUACCUCAGAGAGUCGUCAUUUGAGGAGGAGUUGUCUAUGUGGAGGGGCUUCCUCAAACACAAGGUAGUGUUGAGCUGUGGUCAGGCCUUCUCCUGCUCCAUACCCGGCUGGUUUCGCAUUGUCUUUGCAGACCAACAGAGUCACCUUCAGCUUGGCCUGAAGCGAAUUAGAGAGGCUUUGAAAGAAACUGAAGAAAAAAUUGCCAGCCAUGAUUCACUCUCUAUCAAAGAAACCAGUGAGGAAAGCAAAAAGUCAGUGAAAGAGGACAGUGCAGACUCAGACAAUGCUGCGAUUGUAAAUUCAACAUCAUCACCCCAGAGCAAGUCAUCAGACCAGCUGAAGGAGAAGGAUAGGCCUGUUCCUGACACAGGCUCGCCAGCCACUGAUGAGUUUGUAUUGCUGGACUGCCAAGCAUCUAAGCCUGCAGAGAGCCUGGAUUCUCUGAUUGGUACUCUUAGAAAUCAAAUCCGUUCCUCUGAUUGGCUAGAGAAAAACACUCCAGAGCUGUCUGCCGGGGACGACCCGGAGAUUCUUGAUGUAUUCAAGGCCCUGCUGCAAAGAGCCAGAAAGUAAGCUUAGGAUAAACAGGCACGAAUGUAGCUGCCAAAUUCUGGAAGGCAGCUACUUAUGCAUCCUUCCUCCUCUCUUUGUUCAUGGUGAAAAGCUUGACACAAACACCUGACUCAAGGUCAAAUCUGAUGUUUAUUUUUGAAGAGCAAAGAGGAAAACAUUAGCCGAGAGCAGGCUAAAGAGAAGAGUCGGAGAAAAGAAAAGCCGGCAAGGCCAGACAGGAAGAAAAGGACUGCUGUGGGAGUGCUUUACAUCUGCUUCUCGAGGCCUUAUUUUUAAGCUGCUAUGAGAGAUGGCCUUGCUUUUUAUAAUCCAGAGUCAAAAGAUGUUUAUUUACUGGAGUAAAUGCCAAAUGUAAAUCAACCAAAAUCAGUUACAUUUUACUGUCAAACAUCUGAAGUCUGUUGAUCUGAAUUAUACAUCUUUAUUAGUUUGUUCAUAUGCACUUUAUCUUAUCAGAUUGUAUUUUACCUUCUGUGAAAUUAAUGACCUGUGAAUAACAGAAUGAAAUGUUCUGUCUAUAUUUGACCAUAUUCAGUCAUUUAAAAUAAA